Molecule: messenger RNA, 699 nt
Organism: Darwinula stevensoni
Lineage: Eukaryota; Metazoa; Arthropoda; Ostracoda; Podocopida; Darwinulidae
Source: the annotation of a GenBank genome assembly
GUAACGGAUGCGUUGGAAGCAGGUUGUGAAACGCAUUGCUCCCGUUCCCAAAACCAGUUCCGGGCGAAGCAAAUCCACAAGGCCGACUCUGAGGUGAUGUUCCGCCGCCCGCCCGGCCCCAUCGCGAACCCCAUCGAGAGCUGCGACACCAUGGAGCAGGCGUUCCGAAAGUCCGUCGAGAAGUACAAAGAGCGCCCCUUCCUGGGCACCAGGGAGAUCCUGGAGGAGAAGGAUGAGGUGCAAUCCAACGGGCGCGUGUUCCAGAAGUUCGUGCUCGGCGAGUACAGCUGGCUGACGUUCGCGGACAUGGACGCGAAGACGGAGGCGUUCGGCCGCGGCCUCCGGGAGAUCGGGCAGGAGCCCAAGUGCAACAUCGUCAUCUUCGCGGAGACGCGGGCGGAGUGGCUCGUCGCGGCGUACGGGUGCAUGAAGCACAAUAUCCCAGUCGUGACGAUCUACGCGACGCUGGGCGAGGACGCCAUCGCGCACGGGAUCAACCAGACGGAGGUGACCCACGUGAUCACCUCGGCGGAGCUCCUGCCCAAGUUCAAGACGAUCCUGCACCACACGCCGAAGGUGAAGCACCUCGUCUACAUGGAGAGCCCGCUGAAGAAGCAGCCGGAGUUGGCCGGGUUCAAGGAUGGCAUCCAGUUGCAUGCCUUCGAGGCCGUGCUCGAGGCGGGGGAGCGAUCCACCAUC